Messenger RNA from Alternaria arbusti, 2349 nucleotides. RefSeq lists its product as uncharacterized. The transcript is spliced from 2 exons. Lineage: Eukaryota; Fungi; Ascomycota; Dothideomycetes; Pleosporales; Pleosporaceae. The coding region runs from base 1 to 2349 and encodes 782 amino acids. The record is from RefSeq and is a predicted model, not a curated record.
AUGGCUUCGUCAGGCGAGCGCUCUCACGACUGGUCCUUCGACGGUUUUUACACCAAUCAAGAUGAUCAAUGGAGCGUCCAUUACCUUUUCCCUAAGAUCGGCAAGAAAGCCAGUGAAGCAUUCGUCCAAUUCCUUCAGGAUCGGGGCAUAACAACGCCUACGCUAGACGAUAGCGUCGAGCAAUAUCUCAAGCUGCAAACGACGCUCUGGAAGAAGCCCUCUCGCGUUGCAAAGCCAGGCCAUCAGUCUUUGAGGUUUAAGAGUGCUGCCCAAAGCUUUCGCUGGAGCUAUGAUCAGGUUCUCGCUGAGCAUGCAGAGGUUGUCUCACAGGUCCUCGAAGGAAGAGGAUCCGGAACACGAUAUCAAACAAUGUGCGACGUCAUCUUCAUCCUCAAUGACAAUUCCAAGAAACCCUGCGGCAACCCCUCCUGUCCUACUACAGAGAGAAAGGUCACUGGACAAGUUCAAUCCUCUCGUGUCGUCACACUCGAGCCGCUACUUGACUGGGGAACUGUUGAGCCGGCCUCAGACAUCAUUGUAGCUGCCGGUAGGAUCUUCCCAUUUCGCCGUAGUGGACCACGGAUGAAGGAUCCGUUGUGGACACAGGUGGUUAGGAAGCUGGUGCCUCAGCAGCUACCCACCUACUGUCUGGGCUGCAUCGAAGAACUUGUUGACAGACAUGCGGAGGUGCGUCUCGUCGAACAUUUUGUAUAUGGGCCUGUCGGUCAACCUCAAGGAGCUGAACACUUCCAUUCCCUAAUACGGCCUAUUCGGCGCCCUACAUCGAAGGAAGAUUUGUACGAUCUGAGGGAGGGUGGCGGCUUGAGGGACGAUUGGAGCGCUGAAGGGCUGGCCUGCUCAACUACUGGCUCGCUAUAUCUCGAUGGCGCCCCAUACGAAAUUCCACAUACAAAGCCCGUUGAUUACACGUCCUAUCACAGUCUCAGCAUCUUCCCUACGCUCAAGGAUCGCGAGGCCUCAUGGACAAGUGCGUACAAUGUUCUCUUCGUUGGGAACACAAGGAGCGCUGGUGAACCGCUUUCUCCACAGUGCUCUCCACGCUCUUUCACAACUCCGCUGGAUUCAACUAGUUUCAACUGUGUCUACUCCCCACUCCCAUCCUUGGGCUUCCCUUACAACACUCCGCCGCUGACUCCUGAUAACCCAAAGACGCGCAUCUACGUCCAUCGAGAUCCUGAGUCUGUACAACACGAAGAUUACGAAAAGCUCGGCAGCAAGACACUGCUACCAGACAGUAUCCCGGAUUUCGGCAGUGGUAGUCGCAGGUUCGGUCGCGAUAUCGAUACUAACGCUGUCCGCGGCUUCUUCACCGAUCACCGCGUACGGCGAGAAAACAUGGCCAGAGCGAAGGGCACCGACAUCCGCAACUUCUUUACGGUGAUCAAUCCCGAGGGCCCGUCGACACCUCAACGCACGGUCAAGACCAAGAACGUUGAUGGCAACGAUACGGACCUGAGCGAUGUACCGUCCGACAUAUCAGAACAGGAAUAUGACCCAUUCGGACCGGGCGGCGAGUAUACGCCUGUGAAGGGCAAAACAGCGUCGAACAAGAAAACGCCAAGCCCUCCGACAAAGCCCGCAGGCAAGAAACACUCACCAAGGGCGCCCAUGUACCGCAAACGCGACCCAGCCGCCGAUAAUACCGUCCCAUUUGGGGUCACCAAAGAAGCCUUCGAAACCCACCUCCAGCAUCUUCCCGCCAAAACCGACCUAAUCUGCUCUUGCCGCAAACCCGCUCGCACUAACGAGGUCCAGAUCACACAGUGUAUGAACAAGGACUGCAGAGUGCGCUGGUACCACAAGGACUGUCUCGAUAGAAUUGGCAAGUUGAAAGCUAGACACGGAACGUACUUCUGCGAGCAGUGCCAAAACGAGAAGUACUAUACAGAUCUAUCUCGGGCGAACGGAUGGAGUACGAAGAGACUGGUGCAGAAUGAGAUUGGAAUGUCGUUUACGGGACAAGGGAUGGCGGGCACGUUUGGUAAUACCGGCGACUUCCAAGCUACGGAAAAUCCGUAUGGUUUUGGGACGUCGGCUUCAAGUGCGCUAUCUCCAUCGGCUGAACCUUUCGUCCCGAACAGUGCGGCGGCGUUGAGUCGUCUUGCUGUGGGCUCCGAGCCUUCUCUUGGCCUGGCGACUUCGCGGCCGUAUUUCGUGAACGAAGCUUAUACUCGUGGACAGGAGCAUGCGCGCAUUGCGGACGAAGACUAUGAGCAUGCACGACUGUAUGGAUGUUACCCUGAGAGGUGGGAUGAGGAUGGUAAUGACGGCGAUGACGAGGACGGUUACGGUGAAGAUGAAGAUGAGGAGAUGGAUCAGACAUCAUAG